GGGCCGCCCGGGCGGCGUGUCGCGUCGGGAUGCCGGGGGAGGAGGAGCGCGCCUUCCUGGCGGCCCGCGAGGAGCUGGCGAGCGCCCUGCGGAGGGACUCGGCGCAGUCGUUCUCCCCGGAGCAGCUCCGGCCGCUCCUGGCCGCCCCCCUGCCGCCGGCCGCCCGCUACCUGCAGCUGGACGCCGCGCGGCUGGUGCGCGGCAACGCGCGCGGGGAGCCCCGAAGCUACCUCGGCACCCUGUCCACGGCCCUGAACAUCCUGGAGAAGUACGGCCGCAACCUGCUCAGCCCCCAGCGGCCCCGCUACUGGCGCGGGGUCAAGUUCAACAACCCGGUCUUCCGCACCACGGUGGAUGCCGUGCAGGGCGGCCGGGACGUGCUGCGGUUGUACGGCUACACGGAGGAGAGGCCGGAUGGCUUGAGCUUUCCUGAAGGGCAGGAGGAGCCGGAUGAGCACCAGGUUGCCACGGUCACGUUGGAAGUGCUGCUGCUUCGGACCGAGCUCAGCUUACUGCUGGAGAAUACUCAUCCAAGACAGAACGCACUGGAACAGCUGCUAAAUGACAAAGCUGGAGAUGAGUUGCUGCAGCUUUCAGAAUUGGACCCCCUCCUGAGAGAGCUUGCUCCCGGCCCCCUCACCACCCCCUCUGUCACAGGCUCUAGUCCUGGUCCUUGCUUUCUCUGUGGCUCAGCGCCAGCCACUCUGCACUGCCCAGCCUGUAAGCAGGCCUCAUGCCCGGCUUGUGACCUCCUGUUCCAUGGCCAUCCAUCCCGCGCUCAUCACCUUCGACAGACCCUGCCUGGAGCCCUCCGGGCCACCCACCUGAGCCCCAGUUUACCUGCUUCGUCCCCCCUGCUGGCUACAGGAGGCGGCUCUCUUUCCCCCCCUGAUCCUGGAAGCGCCCAUCUGCUCUGGCUCUGUGCUGCCUGUGCCAUGCUGAACGAGCCCUGGGCCGUCCUCUGUGUGGCCUGUAAGAGGCCCAGAGGCUGUAAGACACUGGGGAUCAGGGCCGAAGGGCUCCAGGGAAGUGGGGACCAGGACCCUGAGCUGGCCCGGGGCCAGUGGGCGUGUCAGAGCUGCACCUUUGAGAACGAGGCAGCAGCGGUGCUGUGUGCUAUGUGUGAGAGGCCGCGGCUUGCCCAGCCCCCCAGCUUGGUGGUGGAUUCCCACGAGGCUGGCGUGUAUCCGCAGCCCCCUGAGCAGGGGGAUACUUUGCUCUCUUCUGCCCAGACCCAAGUCUGGUACUGUAGUCACUGUACCUUCUGCAACUCGGGCCCUGGCUGGGUGUGUGCUGUGUGUAACCGGACCAGCAGCCCUACCCCAGUACAGCAUGCUCCCGUGCCCUAUGCUAGCUCUUUGGAAAAGGGACUUCCAAAGCCUGGGCCCCCACCUCGACUCGGCGCCUCCCCAACCAGUUCCUGUGGAGAUGCUGAGAAGCAGCGCCAAGACAGGAUGCAAGAGGAAGGUCUCCAGCUAGUGAUCAGGAUCCGGGAAGGAGAAACUGCCGGUGCCUGUCCAGAGGAGAUCUUCUCAGCCUUGCAGUACUCAGGCACUGAGGUGCCCCUGCAGUGGCUGCGCUCGGAGCUGCCGUACGUGCUGGAGAUGGUGGCCGAGCUAGCGGGACAGCAGGACCCGGGCCUGGGGGCCUUUUCCUGUCAGGAAGCCCGGGAAGCCUGGCUGGAUCGUCAUGGCAACCUUGAUGAAGCGGUGGAGGAGUGUGUGAGGGCCAGGAGGAGGAAGGUGCAGGAGCUCCAGUCCCUGGGCUUCGGGCCUGGAGAAGGCUCUCUUCAAGCUCUGUUCCAGCAUGGGGGUGAUGUGGCACGGGCCCUGACUGAGCUGCAGCGCCAGCGGCUAGAGUCCUUUCACCAGCGCCUCUGGGACACUGGCCCUGGGCCCGCCCCUUCCUGGGAUGGGCCAGACAAGCAGAGCCUGGUCAGACGGCUUUUGGCGGUUCAUGCGCUUCCCAGCUGGGGCCGGGCGGAGCUGGCCCUGUCGCUGCUGCAGGAGACCCCCAGGAACUAUGAGCUGCCGGAUGUGGUGGAGGCCGUGAGGCAGAGCCAGGACCGGGCCUUCCUCCGUCGCUUGCUGGCCCAGGAGUGCGCAGUGUGCGGCUGGGCCCUGCCCAGAAACAGAAUGCAGGCCCUGAUUUCCUGUGAGUGCACCAUCUGCCCUGACUGCUUCCGCCAGCAUUUCACCAUUGCCCUGAAGGAGAAGCACAUCACAGACAUGGCGUGCCCCGCCUGUGGCCGCCCAGACCUCACCGAUGACACCCAGUUACUCAGCUACUUCUCUACUCUGGACAUCCAGCUACGGGAGAGCCUAGAGCCAGACGCCUAUGCAUUAUUCCAUAAGAAGCUGACUGAGGGGGUGCUGAUGCGAGACCCCAAGUUCUUGUGGUGUGCCCAGUGCUCCUUUGGCUUCAUAUACGAGCGGGAACAGCUAGAGGCCACAUGUCCCCAGUGCCACCAGACCUUCUGUGUGCGCUGCAAGCGCCAGUGGGAAGAGCAGCACCGAGGGCGGAGCUGUGAGGAGUUCCAGAGCUGGAAACGCACCAACGACCCAGAAUACCAGGCCCAAGGCCUCGCCAUGUAUCUUCAAGAAAACGGUAUCGACUGCCCCAAGUGCAAGUUCUCGUACGCGCUGGCCCGGGGCGGCUGCAUGCACUUCCACUGCACGCAGUGCCGCCACCAGUUCUGCAGCGGCUGCUACAACACUUUCUACGCCAAGAAUAAAUGUCCAGACCCUAACUGCAGGGUGAAAAAAUCCCUGCACGGCCACCACCCUCGAGACUGCCUCUUCUACCUACGAGACUGGACUGCUGCCCGGCUGCAGAAGCUCCUGCAAAACAAUCACGUCCUGUUUAAUACGGAGCCACCAGCUGGGGCCCGCGCAGUCCCCGGGGGCGGCUGCCGAGUGAUGGAGCAGAAGGAGGUUCCCAACGGGCUCAGGGACGAAGCUUGUGGCAAAGAAACGCCAGCGGGCUACGCCGGCCUUUGCCAGGCACACUACAAAGAAUACCUGGUGAGCCUCAUCAACGCGCACUCGCUCGACCCCGCCACCCUCUACGAGGUGGACGAGCUGGAGACGGCCACGGAGCGCUACCUGCACGUGCACCCCCAGCCUCUGGCCGGGGAGGAGCCCCCUGCCUACCACACGCGCUUGUUACAGAAGCUGACGGAAGAGGUGCCCUUGGGACGGAGUAUCCCCCGCAGGAGGAAGUAGAGAGCACGGCUCCCUCCCACCCUCAGGAAGAGCCCAGCACCAAUAAAGAGGCACCUCACUGCCCAGGC
This is a messenger RNA of Perognathus longimembris pacificus (Pacific pocket mouse), 3292 nucleotides long. It is a transcript of the gene Rnf31, whose product is annotated as ring finger protein 31. Gene Ontology annotation, cellular component: LUBAC complex. Gene Ontology annotation, molecular function: K63-linked polyubiquitin modification-dependent protein binding; ubiquitin protein ligase activity; linear polyubiquitin binding. NCBI's taxonomy places the organism in Eukaryota, Metazoa, Chordata, Mammalia, Rodentia, Heteromyidae. The record is from RefSeq and is a predicted model, not a curated record. Bases 30 to 3224 code for a protein of 1064 amino acids. The transcript has 21 exons. Gene Ontology annotation, biological process: protein linear polyubiquitination.